This is a messenger RNA of Pestalotiopsis fici W106-1, 1488 nucleotides long. RefSeq lists its product as uncharacterized. Gene Ontology annotation, cellular component: mitochondrion. Gene Ontology annotation, biological process: ubiquinone biosynthetic process. NCBI's taxonomy places the organism in Eukaryota, Fungi, Ascomycota, Sordariomycetes, Amphisphaeriales, Sporocadaceae. The record is from RefSeq and is a predicted model, not a curated record. Gene Ontology annotation, molecular function: oxidoreductase activity, acting on paired donors, with incorporation or reduction of molecular oxygen, NAD(P)H as one donor, and incorporation of one atom of oxygen; 2-octaprenyl-6-methoxyphenol hydroxylase activity; FAD binding. The coding region runs from base 1 to 1488 and encodes 495 amino acids. The transcript has 2 exons.
AUGGAAGUCGUUCUCUCGCAGGGUCGCAGGCUUCCAAAAUCGCCUCAAAGGCUUUGCAGGGCCUGUUAUCGCCGGCUGGGGCCUCAAUGGCCUGCGCCGCGACGAUUAUACUCAAGCCAGUCACAGCCGGACAUUUACGAUGUUGUAUGCGUCGGCGGCGGACCAGCGGGACUGAGUCUUCUAACGGCUCUACGUAGCAACCCCGUCACUGCUGGGCUGCGAGUAGCCCUCAUUGAGGCGCAAGAUCUCUCGAAAACGCGAUCAUGGAAGCUCCCUCCCGACCGGUUCUCGAAUCGUUGCAGCUCCCUGACUCCGAAGUCCGCUCGCUUCCUCGACCAAAUAGGAACUUGGGACCAUCUUCAGCGUGAUCGCGUGCAACCAUACCACGAGAUGCAGGUGUGGGACGGCGUAACGGAUGCGCGGAUAGAGUUUGACUGGAACGAUCCAGCCACGCAGGCCGGCACGAUUGCGUACAUGACCGAGAACCUCAACUUGACCUCUGGUCUCUUGAAAACACUGGACUCUAUCGGCGGAGCGGAAGUCUUUGAUGGCGCCAAGGUGGAAAACAUCACGCUCGGCCAAGAUACAGAGGAGCUGGACCUCAGUCAGUGGCCAAUCGUCCACUUGUCCGGAGGUAAGCAGCUUGCGGCCAGACUUCUCGUGGGCGCAGAUGGCGCAAACAGCCCAGUCAGAACAUUUGCACAGAUCGAGAGUCGUGGCUGGGAUUACCAAAGACACGGUGUCGUGGCUACGCUGGAGCUUCAAGGCGAGGGCUGGGGCGGAGAUGCCACCAAGAUUGCCUACCAGAGGUUUCUGCCAACCGGCCCCGUCGCUAUGCUCCCGCUUCCCGGAAGAUACUCGACGCUGGUUUGGUCCACGACACCAUCCAACGCUGCCUUGUUAAAAAGCUUGCCCCCGAAAGAGUUCAUCGCUUUGGUCAACGCCGCGUUCCGCUUGAGCACUGUAGAUUUGGAGUUCAUGCACACGAUAAACGAGGGGCACGAGGAUGAGCUCAUGUGGAGGUUACAACAUACACCUGUCAAUACUCAAGUCAUUCCGCAGACUGUCGUUGGCGUUCAGGAAGGCACAGUAGCCUCUUUUCCUCUAAAGAUGCGCCAUGCCGACACUUACAUUGGCGAAAGAGUAGCGCUCGUGGGUGAUGCAGCUCACACCAUCCAUCCCUUGGCAGGUCAAGGUCUGAACCAGGGCCAGGGUGAUGUCGAGAGCCUGGUCAACGCGAUUGAGUACUCGGUGCUGCAUGGCGCGGACCUGGGUACACGCAUGUCUCUGGAAGUCUACAACCAGGAGCGCUACGCUGCAAACCAUGUGUUGUUGGGUGUAUGCGACAAACUGCACAAGCUUUACUCUGUAGAGCAUGGCCCAUUGGUGCCGCUGAGAUCAUUGGGUCUCAGUGCAGUCAACUCUAUGAAGCCGCUGAAGGACUUUUUCAUGGGCCAGGCAGCUGGCAAAGGAAUGAAGCUAUUCUAG